UAUAUUAGUUUGCUGUUUGUGAAAUUAAGUGCCAUGGGACAACAUGUCUCUAGAACUGAUUUUGAGUGGUCUUAUACAGAAGAGCCCCAUGCUAGUCGAAGGAAAAUCAUUUUAGCGAAAUAUCCCCAAAUUAAGAAACUUUUUGGUUUUGAUCCCAAAUUCAAAUGGGUAGUUACGGGAAUGGUGUUAACACAAUUUUUUUUAAUGUACAUAUUACGUGACAGAUCAUGGCCAGUACUGCUUUUAGUUGCCUAUUGCUUGGGUGGAGUUAUAAACCACUCCUUAAUGUUAGCUAUACAUGAAAUAUCGCACAAUUUAGCCUUUGGACACGCCAGGCCUUUGCAUAAUAGAUUGUUUGGUUUCUUUGCAAAUCUGCCAAUCGGUAUACCCAUAUCAAUAAGUUUUAAAAAGUACCACUUGGAGCAUCACAGGUACCAAGGAGAUGAAAAGAUGGAUACAGACAUUCCGACAUAUUUAGAAGCAAAAUUGUUCUGUAAUACUUUUGGAAAAUUUAUUUGGGUUAUCUUACAGCCGUUUUUCUACUCAUUUAGGCCACUAGUCACUUAUCCCAAACCACCUACACAACUUGAGCUGAUCAAUGCAGUGAUUCAAAUCAUAUUUGAUGCUAUUGUAGUCUAUUUCUUAGGAGGCAGAAUAUUAGGAUAUCUGUUGUUUGGUAGUGUGAUGGCUAUGGGAUUGCAUCCUGUUGCAGGUCAUUUCAUCUCAGAACACUACAUGUUUAAAAAAGGUUAUGAAACAUAUAGUUACUAUGGGCCUUUGAAUUUUAUAACUUUUAAUGUUGGGUACCAUAAUGAGCAUCAUGAUUUUCCUGCUGUACCUGGAUCAAAAUUACCAGAAGUGAAAAAAAUUGCUCCAGAAUUCUAUGACGACUUACCCCAGCACGACAGUUGGACACAAGUUUUAUAUGACUUUGUCAUGGAUCCAGACGUUGGUCCCUAUGCUAGAAUUAAGAGGAAGCAAAGAGGUCUUAGCACGUAAUUUUAUAGGAAAUUACGUAUAAUUAGGGUAAUUUUUGAACUUUAUAAAGUUAUUUUAUUUUUAUAUGUUUACUUUAUAAAAAAGAGUUAAUACGUUUUAAAAUUACCUUGUAUAAAGCCAGUGACAUCAAGAUCUAUGUAAUAAAUUGUGAAUGGAACCUACAAAGUAUUUUUGUAAUUUUGCAUGGUGUGAUUGCUGUCUUAAUUAUUAUUAGUUUUUAAUAUAUUACCAAAGCAUCUUUUUCUUACUACAGGUAAACAAAGAAAGGCAAUAUUGUAUUAUUACUUUUUUUGCUUAGCUGCAACAAUUUCAUGCAUUGCUUUUCUUUAGAGCCAUUUUGUAGUAUAAUAUAAUAAUUAGUGAAGGGAGUAUUCAGAGAAAAAAAAGUUAAUAUCGUUGAAAUGAGGAAUAGUUACGUUAGAAUAUUUAGUGAAUGAAUGGUUAAUUUCUGGUUUUCAAAUAGAUUUUAAGCUAAUUGUAUACCUUAUGUUACACAAUCUUCACAGUUAUUCCAGCGAUAAAAGGAUUUGGUUUUAAAAAUGAUGCAAUCUUCCUUCACCUAACUAUAAUACCUACUAGGUUUUGUUAAAUAUUGUGUAUAUCAACCAUUUACAAAUAUAUAUUUAUAUUACU
This is a messenger RNA of Sitophilus oryzae (rice weevil), 1632 nucleotides long. RefSeq names its product sphingolipid delta(4)-desaturase DES1 (gene ifc). The transcript is spliced from 6 exons. Bases 34 to 999 code for a protein of 321 amino acids. Gene Ontology annotation, molecular function: sphingolipid delta-4 desaturase activity. Gene Ontology annotation, biological process: ceramide biosynthetic process. The record is from RefSeq and is a predicted model, not a curated record. Gene Ontology annotation, cellular component: membrane. Lineage: Eukaryota; Metazoa; Arthropoda; Insecta; Coleoptera; Curculionidae.